AUUACGGAGCUCCCAGCGGUUGAUUCUUCACCACACUGAAACCAUUAGGAAAAAUCCUUGUGGUUAACAGCAGAGGCUUCAGAGUGUAACCUGUACUCGGGCCUAGAAAUUAUUUUAAAUGGCGACUGAUACGUCUCAAGGUGAACUCGUCCAUCCUAAGGCACUCCCACUUAUAGUAGGAGCUCAGCUGAUCCACGCGGACAAGUUAGGUGAGAAGGUAGAAGAUAACACCAUGCCGAUUCGUCGAGCUGUGAAUUCUACCCGGGAAACUCCUCCCAAGAGCAAGCUCGCUGAAGGGGAGGAAGAAAAGCCAGAACCAGAUGUAAGUUCAGAGGAAUCUGUCUCCACUGUAGAAGAACAAGAGAACGAAACUCCACCUGCUACAUCUAGUGAGACAGAGCAGCCAAAGGGGCAACCUGAGAGUGAAGAGAAGGAAGAAAACAAGCCUUCUGAGGAAACCAAAAAGGAUGAGAAAGAUCAGUCUAAAGAAAAGGAGAAGAAAGUGAAAAAAACAAUACCUUCCUGGGCUACCCUUUCUGCCAGCCAGCUAGCCAGGGCCCAGAAACAAACACCGAUGGCUUCCUCCCCACGUCCCAAGAUGGAUGCAAUCCUAACUGAGGCCAUUAAGGCAUGCUUCCAGAAGAGUGGUGCAUCCGUGGUUGCUAUUCGAAAAUAUAUCAUCCAUAAGUACCCUUCUCUGGAGCUGGAGAGAAGGGGCUACCUCCUUAAACAAGCACUGAAAAGAGAAUUAAAUAGAGGUGUUAUCAAACAGGUAAAAGGAAAAGGUGCUUCCGGGAGUUUUAUUGUGGUCCAGAAAUCAAGAAAAACACCUCAGAAGUCCAGAAACAGAAAGAACAGGAGCUCUGCAGUGGAUCCAGAACCACAAGUAAAAUUGGAGGAUAUCCUCCCACUGGCCUUUACUCGCCUUUGUGAACCUAAAGAAGCUUCCUACAGUCUCAUCAGGAAAUACGUGUCUCAGUAUUACCCUAAACUUAGAGUGGACAUCAGGCCUCAGCUGUUGAAGAAUGCUCUGCAGAGAGCAGUAGAGAGAGGCCAGUUAGAACAAAUAACUGGCAAAGGUGCUUCUGGGACAUUCCAGCUGAAGAAAUCAGGGGAGAAGCCCCUGCUUGGUGGAAGCCUGAUGGAAUAUGCAAUCUUGUCUGCAAUUGCUGCCAUGAAUGAGCCGAAGACCUGCUCCACCACUGCUCUGAAGAAGUAUGUCCUGGAGAACCACCCAGGGACCAAUUCUAACUAUCAAAUGCAUUUGCUGAAGAAAACCCUACAGAGAUGCGAAAAGAAUGGGUGGAUGGAACAGAUCUCUGGUAAAGGAUUCAGUGGCACCUUCCAGCUCUGUUUUCCCUAUUACCCCAGCCCAGGAGUUCUGUUUCCAAAGAAAGAGCCAGAUGAUUCUAAAGAUGAGGAUGAAGAUGAAGAUGAGUCAUCAGAGGAGGACUCUGAGGAUGAAGAGCCACCACCUAAGAGAAGGUUGCAGAAGAAAACCCCAGCCAAGUCGCCAGGGAAGGCUGCAUCCAUGAAGCAGAGAGGGUCCAAGCCUGCACCUAAAGUCCCAGCUGCCCAGCGAGGGAAAGCUAGGCCCCUGCCCAAGAAAGCCCCUCCUAAGGCCAAAACUCCUGCCAAGAAAGCCAGACCCUCACCCCCAGUCAUCAAAAAACCUAGUGGUAGCUCUUCAAAGAAGCCUGCAGCCAGUGUGAGAAAGGAAGUGAAAUUGCCUGGCAAGGGCAAAUCCACCAUGAAGAAAUCUUUCAAAGCAAAAAAGUAAAUUUUAUAGGAAAAAAGGGUAUCAUGAUGAAAUUCAGAAUCUUAUUUUCUAAGGUCAGUGUGCAUUUGUUUUAGUUCGAUGCUUUUAAAAUUACAUUUUUUUCCUCCCCUAUGAACAUUAUGGGGAGGGAAUAUAAAUAAACCAGUUUAGCCAUUUGUUAGCUUUAGGUGCUCUUCUUGGUGCCUGCCCCCCCCCCCCGCACCCUCCCUCCCAGUCAUUUUAAUUUCUGCGAUAAUUCUGGACUUCCUGAACUGUAUAAUCUAUACUUGUCCUUUUUUCUCCCCCCACCCCAAUCCUCUUUCUUUUUUUAUGGUCAGCUUUGGCUUUCUUUUUUUUGUUUUUCUUCCAGUUUUAUCUAAACAGUUGCGAAGAUUUUUAUAUUUGUUAGAAAGCAUCAAGAAUGGGAUGCUAGUUAGGUGCUGGAAGUAAAAAGGAGGCAGUAUAGCACUGACUGAAUCAUAACGCCUCCUGCCUGGAGACUUCAGUUAUAGCUAUAAUAACUAAUCUUAUUUAUAAAACCACUCCACUAGCCCCUUCUCUCCAACUGUAAACACAGAGAUGUCUUAGCUUUGGGAAUAGGCCAAAAACAUUAUGAUCUCAUUCAAUUCUGAAGAUGCACGACUCCUUUGGGCCCCUUUUCCCAUUGAUCAAUUUCUAGGUAUUUUUCAUUGGCCCCUGGGCAUUGCAUUCCCUCAAUAGCAAGCACAAGAUCUCUCCACCACUUGUUUUUUGACUGAAGGGGAAAUGUAGGAACAUACUGAAUUUGUGAUUUCUGGUGUCACCUGUGUUACCAAAAAUCAAAACAUAUAAAACCUUCUUGAUCAAAUGUUUAAAUAUAUUUUUUAAUAUUUGGAGCAUAAGUUGUCACUUCCUCUUUGCCUUUUUUAUAAGGAAAUAUUGGAGAGUUACACCAUUACUAGUGUAGAAUUGUUAAGUGGAAAAACAUACAAUUUGCUAAAAUAAACUGGGUUUUUUCCCCUCCUUUCUUUCCAUAGCACUUUUGAUAACAAGCACGUGGCUUCCUUUUUGAGUUACUUAAAAAGAGAAAAGAAAAAACAAAUGAAGCCCGACUACCUAACCCUUUCUUAUUUGUAUUUGUUUUAGUAUUGUGAAGUUGUGUUAAAUAGCACUAGCUUUCUAAGAAAUAUUGAUUUCUGGUUAUCAUUUAUCUCCCCUGUGGCACUUGACAUUUUAAUUGUCUUAAACUUUUUGGUGUACAUCUUCUGGCCCCUUGAGUGCUGCCAGAGGCGAAAGAUGUUUGUUUAAUUCAUUCCAUUUGCAUUGUCUCCUGGGAUCCCAUCUGCAGCCUGAAGUGUGGCUGGGAAUUGGACUUGAGAAGAUUGGCUUGAAUUAGAUCCAUAAUCUAAUGUGUGAUCCCAUCAUGAGUUUAUUGGAAUUUGUGUUGCAUGUAAGGCAAUCUUUCCUGUUGUAAAUCUUCCUUUUUUUAUGUACAUAUAUUUUGAAAAAUAUGAAUAAACAUGAAAUUUUAAAA
This is a messenger RNA of Lipotes vexillifer (Yangtze River dolphin), 3272 nucleotides long. It is a transcript of the gene HP1BP3, whose product is annotated as heterochromatin protein 1 binding protein 3. Gene Ontology annotation, biological process: nucleosome assembly; heterochromatin organization. The record is from RefSeq and is a predicted model, not a curated record. The coding region runs from base 119 to 1780 and encodes 553 amino acids. Gene Ontology annotation, cellular component: chromosome; nucleus; nucleosome. Gene Ontology annotation, molecular function: DNA binding; nucleosome binding. Lineage: Eukaryota; Metazoa; Chordata; Mammalia; Artiodactyla; Lipotidae. The transcript is spliced from 13 exons.